AAAGCCUCAGUGGGAGGGUGGUAUUCGCAGUUCUCGAAUCUCCGCCCCUUUCCUUUCUUCUACCCACUCUAGCUCGAGUCACUAUCGAGUCGACCAUGGCCGGAUUCCUGCGCGCCCCGCUGCUCCUGCUGACGGCUCUGGCCCUGGCAGUGAGCUCUGCAGCCAGCGCGAGCCCCAACAAGCCUCUCAUGCCCGGCGGCCUGGCAGAGGCAGAUGUCAAUGAGGAAGGCGUGCAGCAGGCGCUCAACUUCGCCUUGAGCGAGUACAACAAAGAGAGCAACGAUGCCUUCCACAGCCGGGCCAUGCGGGUGAUGCGCGCCCGCAAGCAGGUCGUGGCUGGGCUGAACUACUUCUUAGAUGUGGAAGUCGGUCGAACCACAUGUACCAAGUCCCAGCCCAACUUGGCCAGCUGUCCCUUCCAUGUCCAGCCACACCUGAGGAAGAAAGCACUCUGCUCUUUCCAGAUAUACACUGUUCCUUGGUUGGGCAAGAUGUCUAUGGUGAAGUCCAGCUGCCAGGAUGCAUAGAGGAUGUGACAGGCUGGGCCACGCUGACCGCUUCUCACACUCCCCCACCCUUGUGGAGUCCCCUCAGUGUGCUAGUCCCAGAAUAAAAAUAGAGAAGGCUUCUUGAACAUUGUUUGAACAGCUAAGCAGCUCUAACUUGUUUCUUUCUUUUAAUUGCUUUCUAGAUGCACCUAUCCCUUGUGCACAUGUUCUGCCCCUAUUUUAUGCAAUAAAAAGUAACAUUCACUA
Pteronotus mesoamericanus is the source of this 755-nucleotide messenger RNA. RefSeq names its product cystatin-C-like. Gene Ontology annotation, cellular component: vesicle; cytoplasm. The record is from RefSeq and is a predicted model, not a curated record. Bases 96 to 527 code for a protein of 143 amino acids. The transcript has 3 exons. Gene Ontology annotation, molecular function: cysteine-type endopeptidase inhibitor activity. Lineage: Eukaryota; Metazoa; Chordata; Mammalia; Chiroptera; Mormoopidae.